Cladocopium goreaui is the source of this 1854-nucleotide messenger RNA. NCBI's taxonomy places the organism in Eukaryota, Dinophyceae, Suessiales, Symbiodiniaceae. The record is from the annotation of a GenBank genome assembly.
AUGAGUAGGAAGAAGGAGAAGGAAGAUGUGGACAUGGAGGAGGAGGAGGAGGAGGAAGAAGAGGAGGAGUGGGAGGAGGAUGAACCUUGGAGAAAUUCCAAGGGAAGGAAGACUGGUGGGGGCACCACCUCUUGGGCUAGGCAAGCCAGAAGAGCUGCCAAGCAAGCCAAGAGGGUGGUGAUGUCCACUGGCAAGCCCCUUGAAAAAGGGGAGGAAGCCCUUGCAAAAGGGAAACCCCUUGAGAAAGGGAACAAGAACAAAGCCCUUGCAAAAGGGACACCCCUUGAGAAAGGGAAAGCCCUUGCAAAAGGGCAAAAUGAAGCCAGGUUCCAGGAGCUGAAGGACAAGCUGACUAAGAGCCUCAAAAAGGGGAAGCUUGGUCCCAGGCUGGAAACUGGCACACCCCUUGAGAAAGGGACAGGUGCAAGCAGCAGCAAUGCUGCACCCCUUGAAAAAGGGGAAAAAAAACCUCUUGAAAAAGAGGAGGCAACAGCCCUUGAAAAAGGGCAAUUCCUUGAAAAAGGAAAUGUUGCCAAAAAGGUGGCAGUUCUGGAGUCAAAGACUGCCACCAACAAGCAGGCAAAAUCCCUUGCAAAAGGGAAGGAGACUGCAGCCCUUGAAAAAGGGUCAGAAAAGAAGCAGUCUCCUGAAGCCCAAUCAGAACCUUUGGCUGUGUUGGUUGAUUGGCACCAUUGCCUGAAAAAUGGUCCCCAGGACACUGUGCUGGUCCAGGACCUCAUGGCCCUGCAGAAGCUCCUUGACAAAGGAGUGGAGGUGCAUGUGCUCUCCUUCUGUGGGGCCAAGCAGGCCCCCAAAGUUGAAAAGGAAAUCUGGGACAAGCUCCCAGAUCUCAUUGACCAACUUCACUGGUGGGGAACCUGCACCAGUCGCACUGGGGUGGGGGGCAAGGCAGAGUAUGCCACAGAGUGGGGCUGCCAGGUGGCCUUUGAUGAUUCAAAGGACAUCUUGCAAGAGCUGGGCUCAUGGGGUGUCAAAACCUAUGGCAUCCAGAAGAAAAUGCCAAUUUCCAAGAUGGCAAAACCCUUGAAAAAGGGAAUUUUGAAAAACAAGCCCUUGCAAAAGGACAAGCCCUUGCCAAAGGGCAAGCCCUUGCCAAAGGGCAAGCCCUUGCCAAAGGGCAAGCCCUUGGGAAAGGGCAAGCCCUUGCCAAAGGGCAAGCCCUUGCCAAAGGGCAAGCCCUUGCCAAAGGGCAAGCCCUUGGGAAAGGGCAAGCAUCUCCCCAGCAGUGGCAGCAAGUCCUUGAAAAAGGGCAAGCCCUUGAAAAAGGGCAAGCUGUGUGCUAAGAACCUCAACAGACUUGGCAACCUUUCUUUGCAAGAGAAGGUUGCUGCAGUUUGUGAGGAGCACACUGAUGAAGAAGAUGCUGCCAAGGCCUUGAAAAAGGCCAUGACUCCUGCAGAGAAUGCAAAGGUCUGGAGCCAACACCAGACCCACUUGAAGAGAAACCCCUUGGAAAAGGGGGAGCAUGAUGAGAGAGGCAAGCUGGAGAAGGGGUUUGCAGCUGCCCUUUGGCUCUUGAAAAAGAGCUCUGCAGGAAGCAGAUUUCUCCAUGUCAAGGAAGAGGUUGCUGGCAGCACCUCUUGGAACAAAAAGGAGAAAUGGAGCAGCAAGAAGGAGAUGUUGAAAAUAUGGGAAGAAGAUGAGUUUGAAGCUCAUCUGUCCUCAGGCAGGAUCCGCUGGAGAGAGAGUCCCACCACCUGGGGUGUGUGGGAGUACUCAGAUACCCAAGACCUUGAGAAGAACUUCAAGGUCACUAAGGGUAGAACCACUGCCAGGGGUGUGGAAUAUGAUCCUGCUGAGCAGGAGGAGGAAGCCUUUGACAGCCUUUGGUAG